Messenger RNA from Apis cerana (Asiatic honeybee), 3759 nucleotides. RefSeq names its product chemosensory protein 2 (gene CSP2). The record is from RefSeq and is a predicted model, not a curated record. Lineage: Eukaryota; Metazoa; Arthropoda; Insecta; Hymenoptera; Apidae.
GAGAAUGCAUCGAAGAAUCCGCGUUUCGAUCAGAUUUUGUUGACGUUCAUGUUUAAAGUUUGUUCGUGAUUCAUCCUCUAUCUUGUUACUAUAUAUAAUUUCAGGGAAUAACAGUAUCCAUUAGUUAGGUCGGUGAAACGCGUUGAAUACAAAGAUCGGCAUCGAACGGGUAUUUGGACGGAGCAAUUUUCGUCCAUCGCGUUAGAGAUUCGGCAAUAAAGCGGGAGCGCGAUCGAGCGAAAUUACAGUGGCGAUUGUUCAAACUGACAGGAACAAGGCGAGCAUUGCGGCUUGAUGCCGGACCAAUUUUUACGCGUUAUCGUCUCGUGUCAGUGUCCAUCGGCUGCGUUUGAUUGCACUUCUGAAAGCAUAGCAAAAUACGUUUUCCGCGCGUGAUUUCGAUCAAUGUCAUCGCCGAAAGCUUCGAGAAAUCAAAAACGCUCGCGCAUCUCGAGCGCGUUCAAUUGAUAGUCAACGUUGAUUUCCUUUUCGUCAUUAAUAAUAAUUAUAUCCUCGAGAUAAACAUAGGCACCGUUCUUUUAUGCUGCUUUCAGCCAGAGAUUUAGACUUUUUCCACUUUCUCUCGUGGAAUCAAUAGACGCGCACGUUUAACGGACCGUAACGUAUUCUAUGAACUUUCAUCUUGGAAUUUCUAAUAUAAGAAAGUUUGGGAUUGCAUUAAAAACAAUCUUAUUAAAAUAUUUAUUCUUUUUUCUUCUCUUUUAUUAACAAUAUUUCGAUAGAAGAUAAUCGAUCUAAAUAUAUUUAUCUGCUCAAUUGUAAAUAAUUUAUUUUUUUGAAAUUUAUUUAAAACUCGUACACAUCAUUUUUUAUUAUUGAUCUUAUAACAACGAUUCGGAAAUUAGAAGAUUGCUUGAACGAACAACGUAUUUGAUCGAAACGAAUCGAAUCUUACGCUAUGCAAUUGUUGUAAUAACAACUUCGAGCAAAACAAGAUGAGACGUUACAUCGUCGUUUCCUGUUUUAACCGCGCUCGGCGAAAGCAGUGAAAGUGAAGAAACGGUAAGGUUGCCAUGGUUCACACGAAAUUAACGAGAAUCGAUUUUUUUCUCCCUUAAUAUAGGAAAAAAAAAAUCUUCGACUAAUAUUUAAAUAUAUGAGGAAUCAAACGAAGAAGAAUCUUAAUUUUCGUCUAUAACGGGCAAGAAUAGAUUGGCACUCUAUUCACGUUUGAUUUAUUUGUCAGUUAAGGAUUGCCGAAAUUCCGUAUACGCGUGUCCUUCCGAGAUGAUAUAACGGCUGAAUUUCGUCUUGAAUUUCAGUCACGUGACUUUGGAAACUCGAUACUGCGAUGUCCAAACGUUUCGGUUUGCCGAAUUAUAUCCUAUAUUCUAUAUUAUAUUCUAUAUAACACGUAUAUAAUAUAUUCUAUAUAUAUAUAUCGAACGAGAUUUUUUCUUUAUUUUUUGCAAAGACAUUUCUAUCUCUCGAUUAUUUCGUCUCGUCAAACACGUGUAAUUUUAAACGAUUCGAAAAUGGACGAGGAAGUACGUGAACUGGCGGCUCGACAACCGCGUCAAUCCUUCGAUUCUCUUUUCUUCGCAUCGUUCGAUAUCGUACGACGAAUUUCGUUUCGAUCGGAUCGAAAAGCGAUCCGUCUAUUCAAACGGCGCUCGACAACGAAUCACCGAAAAGUGGAGAAAGAAAGGAGGGAGGUCGGGUGAUGGAGAGGUGACUCUCCGAGAGAUGAAAAAAGUAGAGGGGGGAGAAAAAUAGGGAUAGGGGAAAAAAAGUGCGUGGACGGGAGGAGGAAAUUCUCUGGAUGCCGCAAAAGCUUCGAAUCUCGGUAUCCCGUCGGAUCGAAAAGUAGAUCGACGAAUGAAUUCUGCCCGUGUAAUCUUUAUCGAUACAAGGCACAAUCUCUCUUUUCGGUCGCUGCGUUCGUAUCGCUUCGUAUCGUUUCGUUUCGAUAACGGGUCGGGACUUUAGCUGAUCCGUUCUCUCUCUCUCUCUCUCUCUCCGUCUUGUAUCGGUAUCUCGUUACACUUUCCUUCUCCCUCUGUCUACGUUCGGUGAGCAGCUUAAUCGUAUUUUACGGCAGAUCACCCCUAUCGUUAUUCUUUUUACUCGAUUUUUUUCACACCAAUUCGCCGGCUGUUAUCGUCGUGGACAGACACACACGUUUCAACGUGGCGCCGGUUGCGCCGUCGGCUCGAUCGCCCGUUAAAUCCGCGGCUUUAUCGGAAUUUCUCUUUCUCCCUGUCGUUCGCCCGACUUCGUUUCACCCGAUUUUGAUGAAAAAUCGAAAGUCGGAUCGUUUCCAACAACGCUCAUCUUUGUCUCAUCGCAAAAAGAAAAAAAAAAUUCGUCUUUUUUUGCUUUUGUGAUCGAUAACUCGCAUUGAAAAAUCGAUAACGAAGGAAUAUUUUUUUGUGGCGAGGAGAAAAAGAGGCUAUUAUCGUUAUACGUAACGAUCGAUGUUGAUCGAAAGUUGACGAAUUCUUUUUCCCGAAAUUGACGAACCGACCGUCAAAGUCGAGCGACGCGGGAGAAGGAACGAAGACAGAGAGGCGAAGCAAAGCGGGUUUCUGCGCUGGUCGAGAGUGGGACGAGAAAAAGAGUGAGACGGAAAAGAUUCGGUUUUCGGUGGUGGGAAAUGUCAAAGGUGGAGAAAGAGGCGAAGCGUUCGAGGAAGAAAGGAAAGCGGACGAGCGUGGAGUGGCGCGUGGAGCGACGCGACUGGAGCGCGAUCGAGCGGAAGAAAGAGAGAAAGAAAGCGCAACGACUCGUAGGAAAUUAAGGAGCAAGGUGGAAGAGCGAGAACGAAGGAAGGAAAAGUGCGACCUGUACUGUGCGCACACUCACGCACGUCUCGGUUUCCCCUACCAUCGCAACUGGCCGGUUACACGAGCGAGGUGGCCGAGGAGACGGAGAGCCAACGAUAUAUAUCAUCGUAGCGUCGUCGCUCGGUACACACACUUUCGUAUUUAUCGGGCGAAGAAGGGGAGGAAAGGCCACGGACGGUAUCUUCGGGCCAGUGCGUCCCGAGAUUUUGCGGUGAGAGGAUCGUAUAAGUUUUUAUUUCGCUUUUACUUCGUUCUCCUCUCCCUCCCGCCACCACUUCUUCGUUUCUUCGACGAUUUUCUACCAUUUUUCUUCACGCCGUUAUCAGGAAAUCCACGCCCCCAACACCCCCGACAUGGCUUCGGCAAUCAAGGCGUUGUUGAUCGUUUGCGCUCUCCUUGUCUACACCGUUACGGCAGAAACGGAAGAAGGACAGAGUGGAAGAUCGCGGGUCUCCGACGAGCAAUUAAAUAUGGCCUUGAGCGACCAACGUUACUUGAGAAGACAGCUGAAGUGCGCGUUGGGCGAGGCUCCAUGCGACCCGGUCGGGAGAAGAUUGAAAAGUUUAGCACCACUGGUUUUGAGAGGCGCCUGCCCGCAAUGUAGCCCCGAGGAAACACGACAGAUCAAGAAGGUCCUUUCACACAUUCAACGAACCUAUCCAAAGGAGUGGUCGAAGAUAGUGCAGCAGUAUGCCGGAGUUUCGUAAGACUUCGGGAUAAUGGAAGCGGCUAAGAAGAAAACAACUGUAUGCUGGAUACACCCUAUAAAGAGAAAAAAUAUGGAAACAGCAGGAGGAUCUGUUUAGAAUAGUCGAAUAUCGAUGAUAUUCAAUAUUUAACCUCCCUUUAUCUUUCGACAAAGAUAUCGAGCUCACCAGCAAAUAUUCCGAUUAAUCCGUUAAGCGUAUUUUAUAAUACACGUGUACAUCGUAAUAAAGUUUGUUUUACGAAA